GUUAUUUAAAUGCUCACAUGGUCUCUUCCUGUGAAUGAGGUAAAAGAGCGAACAUGGCGGCGUGAAACUGUACAAACAGGCUCGGAUGGAGGAGCGAUUAAUUGAGACAGCUCGCACGUGUAAUGUUGAUUUCUCCACCGCGAACAAGGAGCUGUUGUGAAUGUUUUAGUUCCACGCCGUUUAGAAGAAGAGAAGUGUAGAGGGGAAACACUAGGUUGGACUAAACCAUCGCUUGAAAACAAUAAAAGGCUCGAAGAGAAAGUGGGCUGAAAUGAACGGGGACGUCAUAUGCAAUGGCCAUUCGCCAUUUCACCACCUUCUAAAACACAGCAGAUCAAAGUCACCACAUCAUGAAGCAAUCUCAGUUAAAAUCAUCAAAGACGGAAAAACAUCACGACUAUUCUGCACGAAAAAUGAGCCACAGAAGAAUGGAGAACCCAGAAGACCCAAUACUGUAAACGGUGAGUUCAUCCUCCCAAAGAUGGCUGUGAGCGAAGAUCUGCACAGAGCAGAAGAGCAGACGCACCAACUACACUGUACAGCAUCAUACAUCCACACAAACAGUGACAUCACUCGUCCUGACCAGAGGAAAAAAACCUGUCGGAAAAUUAAAGUCAAGAAGUCCAAACAGCGAAAUUCUGAGAUCAAGAGUCCUCAAAACCGUAAGGUUACAGAUUAUUAUCCCAUCAGGAGAAGUUCAAGGAAAAGCAAAAGUGAACUUAAGUGUGAAGAGAAGCUGCACAUAGACAUGCUGAUUAAGAACGGGAUCGAGAACGGAAUGAUGAUCAGGUACAUUGAAGGAAAGGGCAGAGGGGUUUUUGCCACCCAGAAGUUUCAGAAAGGGCAGUACGUAGUCGAGUAUCAUGGAGAUCUGCUGCAGAUUACCGAUGCCAAAAAAAGGGAGGCUUUAUACGCACAAGAUCCAACCACUGGCUGCUACAUGUAUUACUUCCAAUAUCUCAGCAAAACAUAUUGUGUGGAUGCUACUAAAGAGUCUGAUCGUUUGGGAAGACUUAUCAACCACAGUAAAAACGGCAACUGUCAGACCAAACUCCAUGACAUUAAUGGAAUACCUCACCUUAUCCUCGUGGCCUCCAGAGAUAUCCAGGAAGGAGAGGAACUCCUUUACGAUUACGGUGACAGAAGUAAAGCCUCAAUAGAAGCUCACCCCUGGCUAAAACAUUAAUGGAUUUCGGAGGAGGGAAAAACACCUUGUUUCUUAACUAGACCGUUUUUAAUGUAAUUAUUGCCUUAGUAAACAGAGAAUGUUAUGGGGUAGGAUGUUUGUGGGUUUGUUACACAGCGACUCGCAACGCAUCAAACACGUUAGAUUGCGGUACAUAUUCAACGUCUCUUUUAAGAUAUUUAUCCUGCUCGAUGACAUGCUAGUUUCCAGGACAUUUCUUUUUGUAUAUUUUAUAUAUUGGUAGAUCAGUGCUUCCAAAGCAUGCAGUUAUAGUCCAACUUUCUGCAUUUUUAUAAAGAGUUUUCUUAAUCUAAUGUGUGGUAGUUAGAGGCUUAGCAAUAAUUAUUUAUAAUGCCCAAACGUUUAUGUUUGAAGCAGAAAGCCAGUGACGCUAAAAGGAGCAAAAUUUUAAAGGGUUCAGAAAACUGGAACGUAAAACCAAAUUUUGAUAUUAUUUGAAAUGUUACCGUUGUACUAUGCUGUGUGUUAUGUAAUAAACCUGAACAAAGCUGUGUCUGUUACACAACAUCCAACUGGGUGUUGAUGACCAAAAGCUCCAACCGAGAGUAUCUCAAUUAAUUUGUCUGAGAUGGUAGAUGCAUUGUUUGAAUAAAUGAUUUUAUGCAAGUGC
Messenger RNA from Misgurnus anguillicaudatus (oriental weatherfish), 1817 nucleotides. RefSeq names its product lysine methyltransferase 5Aa (gene kmt5aa). Gene Ontology annotation, biological process: regulation of transcription by RNA polymerase II; regulation of DNA damage response, signal transduction by p53 class mediator. The record is from RefSeq and is a predicted model, not a curated record. Gene Ontology annotation, cellular component: polytene chromosome; nucleus. NCBI's taxonomy places the organism in Eukaryota, Metazoa, Chordata, Actinopteri, Cypriniformes, Cobitidae. Gene Ontology annotation, molecular function: protein binding; histone H4K20 methyltransferase activity; transcription regulator activity.